AGUUGUUUGCUUUAUUAUUAUGAAUGCUCAUACUGGUGCAUGGUAUCUUAAGAAGGUAGUCAUACGAUAUAGUGAGACAGGAGGUUCAAGCUUGGGUGUAAGGUUCUUCUUUCGACAUCUGUUACAACUUGGAAGGAUAGGAAUCCACAAGUAGAAGUAGUAACAACACAUAGUCAAUAUGAGCAUCCACAGCUUACUGGCGAAUGGGCUAGUGGUGAUACUUAUACUACUAAUAUGAGGAAGCUAAGACCCUGGCAAAUAGAGGAUUUAAUGAAUCUAUACCGUAAUAGUGAAGGACCUAAUCUAUUCUUACGACAUGGGGGUCCUAGGAUAUGGACCGAACGAAGGAGUAUACAAGGAUUAUGGCAACCAUCACCUGAGGGUGCGUUGGUUGCAUUAAAAUGGUUCCAUAAGCCUGAUAAACCACCAGUGUAUUUGAAAUACAGUCCGACCUCAAUCAAAUUAGCCCGUCAACAUAUAUCCUAUUCUAAAGGGAGGUGGGGUGAUAUAACUAAUGAUUAUGAUCAUACUACCAUCACUAAAGGUUUCUAUCGUCAAGAGCUUGAGGAUAUCUUUAAAUCACCAUUCAUAGUAUGAUUAUUAUUACAGAGAACUGUUGACAUGUUUC
Perkinsus marinus ATCC 50983 is the source of this 628-nucleotide messenger RNA. RefSeq lists its product as hypothetical. The transcript has 6 exons. The record is from RefSeq and is a predicted model, not a curated record. NCBI's taxonomy places the organism in Eukaryota, Perkinsozoa, Perkinsida, Perkinsidae. Bases 235 to 597 code for a protein of 120 amino acids.